AUGAAGGUCAAGUGCUCCGGCUCUCAGCCAUGCACAAGAUGCGAUCGUAAGCAUGUAACAUGUCAAUUUCCUGCCACGGACAAACGAGUCUCGGUCCCAGAGAGCUAUCUCCGCGCCUUGGAAGGCCGCCAGGACGGCAGUGCCUCAGACCCCUUCUUGGAGAAUGAGACAUGGUCAAGCCGUCAACUUCGUUCCAGAGACUCGAAUGUUGGGGCCCGGGCUGUCGGUGCUGGCGAGGGCUCAAUGACAUCCGGCCGAGGUGAGAUGGUAGACCCAGUCUUGACGCCGGGGACGUCCCAGGAACAUCAAUCCGAACACGCCCAUGCAGGGAGUGUUAUUGAGUCGGCCCUUAGCAGAGUGGAGCCGGCCUUUCAGCAGAAUCCUCUCGUAGAUAAUGACUACACCUUUGCAUUUGCACAAGAAAAUGGGAAAUAUUGGUACAUGGGCCCGUCGUCAUCUUGGGCCUUCUGUCGUCGUGUACUCUCACUCGUCGGGAAGCAUCUUCCUGAUGCCGGCUGCGAACCAGCCCCGUGGCAUCUUGACGGAGUCGCUUUUAAGAUGCAAAGACGACCCCUCGGCUUUGAUGAAGCCCCUGAUGUUUCAAAUCUACCACCUUCAGAUUAUGCCCUUUUCUUGGUCAAAACAGCCACCUUUUAUCUGGGUCCACUGGCCAACAUCAUUGAUGAGCAAUCUUUCCUCCGCAACAUGAAAGAGUUGUACCAGGAUGCGCCCACCAAAGCGAAGAGAUGUAGGCACUGGUACGCCCAAUUCUUGCUCAUGUUGGCAUUUGGAAAGGCCUUCUUGGGUAACGGAGGCAAGAGUGAUAAGCCACCCGGUUAUAAUUAUGCGGCUCGAGCCAUGUCACUACUUCCAGAUCUGGCGGCAAUUGACAAUGAUCCUGUAGUCGCAGCUCAGGCGUUAACUUUGGCGGCCAUUUACUUUCAAUCCGUCGAUAUGAGGGUGCCUGCUUUCCAGCAUAUUGGACAGGCUCUACGUAUAUGUGUUCUUGCUGGGAUGCAUCGACACAUGCGAGAGGACGUUGUUGGCGUCGAACUGUCCAGACGAUGCCAUAUCGUAUUUUGGAUCGUCUACAUGUUGGACCUCGACUGGGCGGCACUCAUUGGGGCAACGAGUUCUAUUCGAGACGAAGACAUCACCACGAAGCUUCCAUCUGAGACGGAUGACUCUCUCAAUGCAUUGACUAUGACUCUUCAUGUUCGACUCUCCCGCUUGACAACUCGAGUCUUGACAACCGUCUAUGGUGUAGGAAAGAAUUACGAUGGCACACUCAUCACAGAUACUCAGUCGAUUUUGAGGAAUCUUGCGGAAUUAUCUAGAGAUUUGAAUGCUCUAAUCAGCACGUACUUUCAAGACUCCAUCAGCAAAGCUUCACGCACUGCGACCCGUUUAAUCCUGGGCUAUCACCACUGUGUGGUUCUUACAACCAGACCGCAAAUCAUGUGCGCACUGCACAUGCAUAUUGAGCAGGCUACAACACAAGUCUCUCGGGGAAUCAAUCUUUCGCCGCCUGUCGCGUCACUUAUACAGUCAUGCGUUGACUCAGCUCAGACGGUUUUAAGCACUCUCCGGGCAUUAGCUGACGAAGAUCUAUUGGAAUCUUUUCUACCUUUCCAAGUCGAAUACGCAUCUUCUUCCGCCUUUCUGCUUCAUCUUAUCACCGUUAUCUGCCCCUACCUUCUCCACGACCAUACCUGGCGCGAAGAUAUCAACUACAUACUCGACACCAUGAUCUCAAAAGGCAGCUUGGUGGCGCCUCUCAGAAAGGUAGAACUAAGCCAACUAGAACAAAAGCUAUCUUCUUUCACUCCAGCUAGUGAAGUACCUGAGACACAGGAACCUUCAACCGUGGAAGAUGAGUUACAGCACCAGGUACAAGGAGAGCUAGAGCACGAGGAUCAUGCGAUUAUUGAUGAGACUGGAUGGGAUCACUUUGCAGCUAAUGCAAUGGCCGGGUUAUCACCACGGGAACUUCUUGAUCUGGCAGAACAGCUCGACGUGGAUUGCCUUUUAUAUCCUCCAGAAAUGUAG
Messenger RNA from Ilyonectria robusta, 2049 nucleotides. RefSeq lists its product as uncharacterized. Gene Ontology annotation, molecular function: sequence-specific DNA binding; DNA-binding transcription factor activity, RNA polymerase II-specific; zinc ion binding. Bases 1 to 2049 code for a protein of 682 amino acids. Lineage: Eukaryota; Fungi; Ascomycota; Sordariomycetes; Hypocreales; Nectriaceae. Gene Ontology annotation, cellular component: nucleus. The record is from RefSeq and is a predicted model, not a curated record. Gene Ontology annotation, biological process: DNA-templated transcription; positive regulation of transcription by RNA polymerase II. The transcript has 8 exons.